Sesamum indicum (sesame) is the source of this 1542-nucleotide messenger RNA. Lineage: Eukaryota; Viridiplantae; Streptophyta; Magnoliopsida; Lamiales; Pedaliaceae. The record is from RefSeq and is a predicted model, not a curated record.
AUGUCUUCCAAGCCUAGUAGUUCUAGUAGCUCAUCUGGUAGUUCAUCGAGUAGCUCUGGUAGUUCAUCGAGUAGUUCUGGUAGUUCAUCUGCUAGUUCUUCGGGUAGUCCCGGCAGCUCAUCUGCGACCUCACAAAUGCCCAUAGCUCGUAGAAAACAGAUAGGAUCUCCUAGCGUAGGCAGAAGCGACCCGAAAACAACAAUCCCGCUGAUGACCCCAAAACAUAGUGAGGGCGAAUCGACUGAUAAACCUUGGCUAACCAUUGAGAAUUCUGUCGUGAUGGAUGCCCGCAUUGCAAGAAUGGUUCGUGCCAAAAGGGCUAAGCGAGCAGUUCCUCCAUUGGGACCAGACUCCCAGCGUACUCCAUCUGCUCCCUCAGAAAAUGCGCCGAGGUCGCACGGAGUUCGCUCUCUGAGUUCGCCGUGCCCGACUCCCGUUGAGGCCGCCAGUGAAAAUAACGAUCCCGUUCCUGAGCAUCUGUCGAUUGGUUCCGAAGAACAAAGUGAUCCUCAACCGCUCAUACGGAAGAAAUCCAAGGGGAAACAGGUCGCUUCAGAGUCGUCCAAGAGGAAGCGUAAUUCCCUGCGACCUAAUCCCCCUUCUCAAAAGAAAUCCAAGGCAAAUUCUUCAGCGGAGAGCGAGAAUCUGAAGGUAGUUGACGAAUUGACUGCCUGGUGGAGAGAGACCCAGGUGGACCUCCAAUCGCCUUCAUAUAGUCCUGCUGCCAUGGAGGGUGAGAAACUGAUACCGAACUGGGCCAUCUCGGGUCAAAGUUCUGUGCUGAAGACCCAUGUUGGCCAAGACUCCUGGGAGUUGUAUAAAUCCACCAUCCUGCCUCGCGAUCAAGCUCUCCUCGCUCCCAUGUCGCAUAUUCGGGUCGAGCAGAACUUCGCUCACUCCCUCGCACAGGUCUCAGCUUUCGGGCAUCAUUUGUCCUUGAAGUGCAAUUACUGGCGACAUGAGAAGAUGGUCGCUGACAAGCUACUCGAGGAAAAGAGCUCGAAGUUAGCGACCUGUGAGAAAGAGAAGGUCGAGCUCGAGGCUCAGAAGUCUGAGCUUGAGGCUCAGUUAAGAGAGCUCAGGCAGAAGGUCGCAUCUUCGGUGGAGUCGGCUAAGGCUGAAGGAUUUUCGGCGGGUCGGGUGGUCGGCCGAGAAGAAUACCUCUCCUCAGAAGAGUAUCAACACAAGCUCGAAGUUGCCCGGAAUCAAGGUCGCGACCAGUACUUGAGUUCUGAUAACUAUAAGAAGACCUUAGCGGACACUCGGUUACAGGGAGCUCGAGAUUUCAUGAAAUCUACCGCCUUCACAACCGCUGUAGAAGCUAAGUCUGCUGACUACCUCAUAGAAGGUUUUAAUCGCUGCAUUUCUCAAAUAAAGAAGCUGAAGGGGUUUGCCGAUGGGUUCGACACGAACUGGACCGACCCGUCCUUGGAUGGUAAUCUCGCGGCGUUCCCUGAAGAACCCCCUUUGAAACAUAAUGAUGAAUUUGCGGUCUUGGUGGAGGAACUUGAGAAUAGGGGCGAAGAUGCAGUAGAUAAGUAG